This is a messenger RNA of Adineta ricciae, 1755 nucleotides long. The record is from the annotation of a GenBank genome assembly. Lineage: Eukaryota; Metazoa; Rotifera; Eurotatoria; Adinetida; Adinetidae.
AUGCCUUUGGAAUCUCUCGCUAAUGAAUUACUACUCGACAUAUUCGAGUGCAUUAAUGCGAUCGAUCUCUUUCGUGCUUUCUAUGGUCUCAACACUCGGUUCAACGAACUUCUACUGGUUCACGCUCGUACAUACCAUGUUGACUUUCAGCUAGCAUCACAACACGAUUUCAAUCACUUCUGUCGUGUUUAUCUUCCAUUGAUUAGCCGACAAGUCGCCACGUUGCACCUGUCCGAUGAUGAUGGUGAAUUCUUAAUCAAUCAAAUUCGUCAUGCUGAUUCGAUCGAACCCGUCAUGAAAAUUCUAUCUAACUGUGAUCAAAUGUCCUCCCUGACUCGUUUGAAAAUAACAUACUGCUCCUGCCGUAACACGGACAAGUUUUCCGACUUAAUCCAUCACGUUUGGCUUUUGCCCAAAUUGACUCACUGCCAUCUCGAUUUUACUGCGAUGCUUUCGCCUUACUCUUUCCGACAACCAUUGCGAACAUCCAAAACGAUUGAAUAUUUAUCGAUGAAAACUGUGAAGUUUACCUUCAAAGACUUGUUCGCAUUGCUUCUAUGUACACCAAAUGUUCGACAUGUUCACGCCACACUCUUCGAUCGACAUGCUUCUUCCGAAACGCUCCCUAUCCUUCCAUCCAUCAGCAAACUCAACUUAUCGACUGAUUCGUCACUACAUCAUCUGAACAAUAUUUUCCAAGCAAUGCCGAAUUUAUCACAUGUCACAUUGGAACUGGCCGAGACAUCCGACCGGAAAUAUUUAAAUGGUCAUUCUUGGCAAGCGCUCAUCCUUGCUUCUUUAUCGAAGAUCAGAGUCUGGCGAUUUUUUACGACAUAUUCCUUUCAUGAAGAGAUGAUCAUCGAAGAUCACGUCGAGCAAAUACUCGACACCUUUCGAACACCAUUUUAUCUCGAUGAACAUCGCUGGUUCGUUCGAUGUGAUUGGAAUCGACAAAUCACAGGUCAACGACUCUUUCUUUACACGAUGCCAAGUUGCUGUCGGGACAUCUAUGUUGUUCAUCCAUCGUUCCAGUCGAAAUCGACAUAUCCUGAAAAUCCAAAUGUUUCUUCGUUGGAUCACAUAUGCUAUCCGAUUGGUUCCGACCUUCUCUUACGUAACGGAAACCUACAUUUAGUAUUUCCUAAUCGAAUAGAAUAUUUACUCUUUCGCAACCAAAUACCAUGUGUAUUCUUGCCGAAGAUCGGUCAUGUCACAAUUCGACUUCCAACGGAAACUCCGAUUUGGUCAUUCAUUUCAACAUUGACUUGUCUCAGAUCAUUGAAUAUCUCACUAAGUUAUAAGACCAGUCUGGGACAGCUGCAAGCCUUAAUCAAUCAAACACCACGUUGUCACUCGCUCACGGUUAACAAUGUGUCACCUGAACAAUUGGCGCAAUUAGAUCGUAUUCCUGCUCCACUUCAUCGAAUUUCAAUCAAAGAUUAUUGUAGCAACGCUGUUGAAUGUUCUGUUUUCGCUGCGUCGCCAUUAGGUCGUCAAUGUAAAGUUCUCUCACUGGAUCUGACCGAUCGUCGCAACGUUCUUAAUCUAGUGAGCGAAAUGAUUCAAGUUCGAACGCUGACAUGUUUCUGUGAGGAUAUGAAGUGGCGUUUGGAUCCGACAUUAAUGCAGGAGCGAGGAAUCUUAGACACAUGGUUACAAGAUCGGUUGCCAGCAACAUGUUCACUAAGUAUUAUGGGCAUGGAAAUGAAAAAGUAUUUUCGAAUUUCGAUUCAACAAAAACCUUCUUUGAAUUGA